Myripristis murdjan (pinecone soldierfish) is the source of this 2604-nucleotide messenger RNA. It is a transcript of the gene wdr89, whose product is annotated as WD repeat domain 89. The transcript is spliced from 2 exons. The record is from RefSeq and is a predicted model, not a curated record. Bases 231 to 1385 code for a protein of 384 amino acids. Gene Ontology annotation, molecular function: protein binding. Lineage: Eukaryota; Metazoa; Chordata; Actinopteri; Holocentriformes; Holocentridae.
UUCCAGCGGGUUGUAAAUGCGGUGACACGAAGCUCUCGGCGUGCUCUCAGAAAGAGUGGCCGUGUUAGCAAACUUAGCAGCGAGUUUUAUCAACGUAAUGUCGCGUUUAUUACUGAAGAAUUACUGUCCUAAACGGCGAAUUAGAGGCCUAGAGGGAGAGAUUUAGUAGUUAAUUUUAUCAUUUGAGGGAAACUGUUGGGAAUAAGUGGACAGUGUCCCGCAGAGCCGUCAUGGAUGCCGUGGAGGAGAAGCUCAAAUGUCUGUCCAUCGCUCGUCGGGUCCGACCGGAGGAGCCCACCUACCUGCUGGACGUCUCCCAGCAGCCCGCGGGGCAGAGCGAGCUGCUGGCCGUGUCCUGCUCCAACUUCAACGUCCACCUGCACAACAAGGAAACGCUCCGCCUCGUGGGAGAGUGUCGCGGCCACAGCGGGCGGCUGUGCGGCGUCACGUUCGCCCGCAGCUCCCCUCACCUCCUCUACUCCGCCUCUGCCGACGGGGCGGUCAGGACGUGGGACGUUCGCCGGCCCGGGACCGAGGCUGUUCAGGUGUUCAGCAGCGACAAGUCCCACCAGUACUGCAGCUUCGACCUCAGCUGUGACGACAUGCUGCUGUGCGCCGGCACCGAGCAGCUCGACGAGGACAGCUUCCUGGUGUUCUGGGACACCCGUGCAGCCAGUGGCGCCGGCGGCAGCACGGUCCUCGGCGUGUACUCUGAGUCGCACAGUGAUGACAUCACCCAGGUGCGCUUCCAUCCACGGGACAAAGACCGGCUAGCGACCGGCUCUACUGAUGGUCUCGUCAACGUGUUUGACCUGAGCCGGGGGACGGAGGAGGAGGCGCUGCAGGCCACCUGUAACAGCGAAUCGUCAGCCAGCUCGGUGUGCUGGUGUGGGCGGAGCUACACCCAGCUGCUCUGCCUCAGCCACGACGAGAACCUGCACCUGUGGGACCUGGGACAGCUGGACACGGACGAGCCGCUGACCAUCUUCAGCACGCCCGACGCCCGCAGCCUGACGCCGCUGGCUGACGGCGGCGGCGUGGACUACCUGGUGGGCGGGAGCUGGCUGGAGGAGGCGCAGAGGCUCCUGGUGGUCGGCGGGAGGAACAGCGGCGAGCUCCACCUGAUGGAGUGCGACGACAAGGGGCUCCGCCUGCUGAGGAGCCUGCAGGGGGGCCACACCUCCACAGUGCGCUGCUUCCUGUGGGACGCGGCGGCCGAGGCCCUGGUCACCGGGGGAGAGGAUGCUCAGCUGUUGCUAUGGAAACCAGGAGGGGAGGAGCUUACAUCAGGGAAGGGGGAGUCCAUGAAGAGUGUGUCGGCGUUGAAGGUCAAAUCCAGGCCGCAUAAAAAACACAGCUACGAGAGGGAGAAGAAGGCGGCGUGAGCUAAACGUGAAAAAAAAAUGAAAUAUUUGGAUGGUUUGUGUGUAAAAUGUUUAUUUUACACCAAAAAGCACAAAUCCUUUGGCUGUGCAGAACGCCCUGACACUGACUGAGCGAGGCUUCUUUCACGGCUUUCAUUUUUAAAUUAAGGACCGCACUGAUUUUCCAAAAUGCCAAACAGCUUGAUAGUUUGUGGUUCCAAUAUUAUCCCUUUUAAAAAUGGCCGGGUUUCAUUGAGCUGGAAGCCUGUUAUUACUGCAUCGCAUUCUGCAAGUCACAAGGGCCAUCAGCACAGCGGGAUCCUGCUGAGAGGGCAGCCGUCGCUCUCAAAUGGCAAAGAGUGGAAUAACAUGAUUGGCAGUGCGUGCGUGUGUGUGUGUGCAUGUGUGUGUGUGUGUGUGUUUUAAGUGUGUGUGUGCCUGCCUCAAGAGCAAUCCUGCAAUGAUUGGUCUAUUAAGGCAAAGUCUCAUUCAUAAUGCCAUUUGGAGGAGCAAUUCUUUCCCGUUUCAGCGAUCCUGUGUUGCAGGCUGUUUUCCAGUGUUUUCUAAUGACGGGACAAUAAAGUGCACCUCUCACUGCUGAUCACACCGUCAGGAAGGCAAAUAAAGGCUGAUCAAAACUCUGUACAUUUUAAUCUAACUCUACUGAGUCAUUUUCAUGUUUUUUCUCUGCUGAAUUCCUCAUUCAAUUACUUCUGGUGAUGUUUAUAUAUACAGAUGAGAUGCAAAUCUACAGAUAUCCAUAUCACCUUUCCACACUAAAGUCAGGAGACACUCUUCAUCCAUCUCUGGCAUUUUGCUCUCGUUUUUGAUUAAAAAUAAGUCAUGAUAUUUCAUUACAGUAUUAGUAUACAAAGAUUCAUUUUUGUUUGCAAUUUCCAGUCCUGGAAAACGUGUUGCUGAUGAAUCCUUCUUGUCAUAGUUUUCGGCUGCAAAAUGAACACACAGAUUGUUGGUUUUAGUUUAUAGUUUUUGUCAACAACACGACUAAAACCAGCAGUUCAAAUGGCUAAAAUGUGACCAAAACUGGAGCACAUUUUAUUCAAAAGACCAGAACUAAAUCACAGUUGGCCGUCAAAAUGAACAUUGCAGAUGUACAUUUGCCUGUCCCUGGUAGAACCCCGCCCCCCUUUUUAUAUGUAUUUAUUUGUCUUUUUGUCAUCAAUAUUGUUUAGUUGUGGAUUUUGUUCAGUGUGUGCAAAAUAAAUUAAAAAGGCAUCAA